UCUACCAUUACGCUGCCACAUACACAUUUCGGUCCCUCAAAUCGCGCAAAAGGGAAACCUCAAUCAGAAUGGCAGCCAUUCGUAUCGAGCUGGACGGAUAAAGCUGCGCCAUUCUCUAUACUCCGGCAGCAGGGAUUGUAUGACGAUCGUCUUCCAUAAUGCUCGCAUUCCUACCAGGUCGGUACUAGUACUGACGCGUCGUAUAGGCACUCGGGAACCAAGCUCAGGCAUCACACAUCGAACGUCCGGCAAUAUAGCUCAUAUGCCAGGAAAAGGCGACGAACAAACUUUCAACGAGGACUAUGAGAACAUUGGCUAUCGCAAUUUCAAAGCAGUCGAUUACGAUAGAUUGAUGUCAUGGAAAGCUGGCGGCCGCGUAGAUGUAGGUGAAAGGAUACUGACCGCUCAGAAGACAGAUGAGGACAAAGUCAAUGAACGUCUUCCAGCGGGCUGGAGGGCAGUUGUGGAUACAAUGAAUUUCAGACUGGUCCGAAAGAGUGAGAAAGCAUUCGUCCAUAUAUAACGUCCUGUCUGAAAAUCCAACAUCACUUCCAGCUUACAAUCCCGUCUGCAAGCCUCCUGCAUACAUCUUCACCAGGGGAGUACAGGCGAGGGGAGUGGGGAGGCAUCGAGCGGGGGUAAAG
Molecule: messenger RNA, 644 nt
Organism: Trematosphaeria pertusa
Lineage: Eukaryota; Fungi; Ascomycota; Dothideomycetes; Pleosporales; Trematosphaeriaceae
Exons: 1
Coding region: 140-523 (127 amino acids)
Source: RefSeq, a predicted model, not a curated record